Oncorhynchus keta (chum salmon) is the source of this 3608-nucleotide messenger RNA. RefSeq lists its product as uncharacterized. NCBI's taxonomy places the organism in Eukaryota, Metazoa, Chordata, Actinopteri, Salmoniformes, Salmonidae. The record is from RefSeq and is a predicted model, not a curated record. Bases 153 to 2786 code for a protein of 877 amino acids. The transcript is spliced from 15 exons.
ACAUGUGUUGCAAUCAGACUUUAGCCUUUAAUCAACUAUGGGAACAUGGCAAAUAAGCCAUUGAGUCAUUGCCACCAGCUCAGACCGCCCCUCCAUAUUACUUCAAUACACACCAGUGCAGCAUAUUUGGAUUUAUCCAUUUAACUGUGAACAUGACAGAAGACAAUGACUCCAGCACAAUGAAAAUCUUGGAUAUUGAUGACAACAUGUAUGUCAAGCCCAGAACAAGACAUGGCUUUCAAUAUUCAGUGCAUUUUCAGUGGUGGAAGAGAUCAUUCGGAGUUGCUGCGUUGUGUCUUGGAUUGCUGUGUAUUCUCCUACUGGCUGGGAUCAUAGGCAUGUGUGUCAACUACACUGGUCAGCAUUCCCGUGAUGAAAGAGACCAGCUACAAACCAGUAAUAACAACCUGAUUAAAGAGAGAGACCAGCUACAGACCAGUUAUAACAACCUGACUAAAGAGAGAGACCAGCUACAGACCAGUUAUAACAACCUGACUAAAGAGAGAGACCAGCUACAGACCAGUUAUAACAACCUGACUAAAGAGAGAGACCAGCUACAGACCAGUUAUAAUAACCUGAUUAAAGAAAGAGACCAGCAUCAGAGGGAGACAGAAAAGCUGAAAAUCAAAGGAAAUGUGGCGUUGAAUGGAGUGGCCACUCAGUCAUCACUGUAUAAAAAUCGCAACGCUUACGAUGCCAUCGAUGGGAAAAGAAACACACACUAUGAAUCCUGCACCCACACUCUGAAAGACAGAAACCCGUGGUGGAGAGUGGACCUGCUGAAUGUGUACAGAAUAACAGAUGUCACCCUCACCAACAGAGGAGACUGCUGUCCUGAGAGGCUUGAUGGUGCUGAGAUCCGCAUCGGUAACUCAUUGGAGAACAACGGCAUCAACAACUCCAGAUGUGCCGUCAUCUCCCACAUCCCAGCAGGAGAGUCCCACACCUUUCAGUGCAAUGAGAUGGAGGGUCGCUACGUUGUUGUGGUCAUCCCUGGCAGGUCGGAAUGGCUCACUCUGUGUGAGUUGGAAGUUCAUGGUACUCCUGCAGGAAAUGUGGCGUUGAAUGGACCUGUAGGAAAUGUGGCGUUGAAUGGAGUGGCCACUCAGUCAUCACUGUAUGAAAAUCGCAACGCUUACGAUGCCAUCGAUGGGAAAAGAAACACACACUAUGAAUCCUGCACCCACACUCUGAAAGACAGAAACCCGUGGUGGAGAGUGGACCUGCUGAAUGUGUACAGAAUAACAGAUGUCACCCUCACCAACAGAGGAGACUGCUGUCCUGAGAGGCUUGAUGGCGCUGAGAUCCGCAUCGGUAACUCAUUGGAGAACAACGGCAUCAACAACUCCAGAUGUGCCGUCAUCUCCCACAUCCCAGCAGGAGAGUCCCACACCUUUCAGUGCAAUGAGAUGGAGGGUCGCUACGUUGUUGUGGUCAUCCCUGGCAGGUCGGAAUGGCUCACUCUGUGUGAGUUGGAAGUUCAUGGUACUCCUGCAGGAAAUGUGGCGUUGAAUGGACCUGUAGGAAAUGUGGCGUUGAAUGGAGUGGCCACUCAGUCAUCACUGUAUGAAAAUCGCAACGCUUACGAUGCCAUCGAUGGGAAAAGAAACACACACUAUGAAUCCUGCACCCACACUCUGAAAGACAGAAACCCGUGGUGGAGAGUGGACCUGCUGAAUGUGUACAGAAUAACAGAUGUCACCCUCACCAACAGAGGAGACUGCUGUCCUGAGAGGCUUGAUGGCGCUGAGAUCCGCAUCGGUAACUCAUUGGAGAACAACGGCAUCAACAACUCCAGAUGUGCCGUCAUCUCCCACAUCCCAGCAGGAGAGUCCCACACCUUUCAGUGCAAUGAGAUGGAGGGUCGCUACGUUGUUGUGGUCAUCCCUGGCAGGUCGGAAUGGCUCACUCUGUGUGAGUUGGAAGUUCAUGGUACUCCUGCAGGAAAUGUGGCAUUGAAUGGACCUGUAGGAAAUGUGGCGUUGAAUGGAGUGGCCACUCAGUCAUCACUGUAUGAAAAUCGCAACGCUUACGAUGCCAUCGAUGGGAAAAGAAACACACACUAUGGAUCCUGCACCCACACUCUGAAAGACAGAAACCCGUGGUGGAGAGUGGACCUGCUGAAUGUGUACAGAAUAACAGAUGUCACCCUCACCAACAGAGGAGACUGCUGUCCUGAGAGGCUUGAUGGUGCUGAGAUCCGCAUCGGUAACUCAUUGGAGAACAACGGCAUCAACAACUCCAGAUGUGCCGUCAUCUCCCACAUCCCAGCAGGAGAGUCCCACACCUUCCAGUGCAAUGAGAUGGAGGGUCGCUACGUUGUUGUGGUUAUCCCUGGCAGGUCGGAAUGGCUCACUCUGUGUGAGUUGGAAGUUCAUGGUACUCCUGCAGGGAGACCCUGUCCUGAAGGAUGGCAGACAUCUGGCUCUAGCUGUUACUACACCACCACCGUGAUUAAAACCUGGGAGGAGAGCAGAAAGGACUGCAACGAGAGAGGAGCACACUUGGUGAUCAUAAACAGCAGAGAGGAACAGACAUUUAUCAAUGGAUUAUACGGACCGGGGAAUGAGACCUGGAUCGGUCUGACGAACGUUGACACUGAGGGAACCUGGAAAUGGGUGGACGACACACCACUGACCACAGCGUAUUGGAAGACUGGAAAGCCCAGCAGCUCUUUAGGGGCCGACCAGGACUGUGUGGCGUUUUUCCACCAUUCAUCAGACCCAGGGGAGUGGAACAACGAGGAAUGUCACAAGUCAACCAACUGGAUCUGUGAGAUAUUUUAAUACUCUCUGCAAUGCGAACUACAUGUAACUGCCAAAAAAAGGAAACAUUUCAGUAAAUGAGGGUGGAUCUCGUGGCUCCGUUAUGGUGUGGGGUGCAUUUCCCUGGCAUGGCUUAGGUCCACUCAACCACUUAGAGAGAACGGUAAACACCAAUAAAUACACAGCCAUUCUGAGUGACCACCUUCAACCUAUGGUGAAUCAGAUCUAUCCUGAUGGGAGUGGUCUCCUCCAGGAUGACAACGCCCCCCGUCACCGAAUGGUUUGAUGAGCAGGAAAAUGAUGUAAACCAUAUGCCAUGGCCGUCUCAGUCACCAGAUCUCAACCCAAUUGAACACUUAUGGGAGAUUCUAGAGCGACACCUGAGACAACGUUUUACACAUUUCUCCUGAAAGAAUGGUGUUCGCAGCCCUCCAAUAGAGUUCCAGACAAAUCUAUACCGAGGCUCAUUGAAGCUGUUCUGGCGGCUGGUGGCCUAACUUCCUAUUAACACAAUUGAUGUUUUCUUUAUUUUGGAAGUUAACAGUAUGUUGAUAAUAGUCUGAAUAUUGUUGAUAUAUUCUGGUAGAACGCUACUCUGAAUUACAUUUGUGAAUGAAAGGCACACACGCACGCACACACAAAUCACGUUCAGAUUUCAUAAAAUGAGGUGUAUAAUAUCAUUGAAUAUAUGCUGUAAAUCAAUUUACAUUUUUACAUGAUUUGUAUAUAUUAUACAGUUUGUCUGCUACUUGUGCUUUCAUCAUGCUGAACAUAAACAAUGUGUACUUCCUGCUUAUUCAGUAUAUAAUUGAACCUAGAUUAAAGACAUUUCCUUGUUGAAUA